AUGAAAGGCUUAGAUCUCAAAGAUAAAACAUCUCAGGAAGAGGUUAAAACCAAGCCUCAAGACAGUUCCAGCACUACAAAAACCCUGAAUAACCUGCAGACACAAUUAAACGCCAUGAAUGAAGAACUCAAGAAGAGUCCCACCACGCAAGAUCUAACCAAGCUUCAAGGACAACAAAACAAAUUGGAGCACGAUGUUGAAGAGUUCAAGACAUCUCCAUGA
Messenger RNA from Penicillium canescens, 222 nucleotides. RefSeq lists its product as uncharacterized. The record is from RefSeq and is a predicted model, not a curated record. Lineage: Eukaryota; Fungi; Ascomycota; Eurotiomycetes; Eurotiales; Aspergillaceae. Bases 1 to 222 code for a protein of 73 amino acids. The transcript is spliced from 2 exons.